AUUGGGUAAUUAUAAUAUCUUUUAUUUAAAAGAAAAAGAAAAGAGAUGUGACUAAUCAUCUGCAAAAAACAACUCGCCACCCUCUUCCUUCUCCCAAGUUUCGUAGCCUCCCCAGAUUUCUCUGGUUUUGUAAGUCUCUCUCUCUAGAAACACAGUCGUUCUUGUUCCAGGAAGUAUGUGUGGGAAUUGUAAAUUCUAAGAAUCUGAGUCACCUAAUAAUUGAUUUUUGCUUUCAAUUCAUAUACGUGAAAUUUUGUGAAAAAAACCCAUUGUUUUGGUGAUUUCUAUAUUGGGUAUUUGAAUCCCAAUUCUGGGGAUUUCUUGGAUUCUAUUUGGGUUCGUGAAAUUUUGGAGAAUUUUCCUUGUGUUUGAUUGAUUAUGUUGUUUUUGUUUAUGAUAUUGUGAUAAUCCAUGAAACCCAUGUUGGAAAGUUGAAAAUCUAUGAAACCCAUUUUGUAAUCUGAUUUUUGUUGCAUAGGAGGUCUGUGAAAUUGCUUGGAAGCUUCCUUGUGUUUUUUUUUGAAUCUUGCAAAACAAUUAGAUAAUGGGAUUCCUCUUUGAUCAAACUCGUGAAGCAGACUUAAAAUCUGGAGGGGCAAACAUUCUAAGUGCUGUUCUUCCAUUGUUGAAACUCCUCUGUCUCACUAUCAUAGGCCUAGUGCUUGCCCACCCAAAAACCCAAAUCAUCCCCAGAGCUACUUUCAAGCUUCUUAGCAAGCUUGUUUUUGCCCUAUUCUUGCCUUGCACAAUCUUUGUUCACCUUGGGGAAUCCAUUACUCUCAAGAAUUUUGCUCUCUGGUGGUUCAUCCCCGUAAAUGUACUUAUCAGUACUGCCAUUGGUUGUGUGUUGGGUUACUUGGUGGCAAGAAUAUGCCAGCCCCCUCCUGAAUUUGUUCGGUUCACUGUAAUUGUGACGGCUUUUGGAAACACGGGAAAUCUGCCCCUUGCUGUUGUUGGGUCAGUGUGUCAUAGUGCAGAUAACCCGUUUGGUCCAGAGUGCUAUAGGACCGGUGUGGCUUAUGUAUCUUUUGCCCAAUGGGUUGCUGCACUCCUUGUUUAUACCCUUGUGUACCAUAUGAUGGAACCUCCGUUACAGUAUUACGAGGUGGUUGAGGAAGGGGUUGAGAAUCGUGAGAUUGAAGAACAAUUGCCAGUUAAUAAUGAUCUCAGUAGGUCACUUCUUGUGGAAGCCGAGUGGCCUGGGAUGGAAGAAAAAGAAACCGAACAUUGCAAGACACCCUUUAUAGCAAGGAUCUUUACUAGCAUUUCACAAACUUCUAUUCCAGAUCCCGAUAUACUAGAAGACGGAGGAGGUACAAGGAGUCCCAGAUCCAUUAGGUGUUUGGCAGAGCCACGGAUGGUUAGAAGAAUUAGAAUCGUUGCCGAGCGAACACCAAUUCGACACAUCCUUCAACCUCCAACAAUUGCUACUCUCUUGGCCUUUAUCAUUGGGAUGGUUCCUCCACUCAAAGCUUUUGUUUAUGGUGAUGAUGCUCCACUUUCAUUUGUUUUGGACAGUUUAGAAAUCUUGGCUGGUGCAAUGGUCCCUGCAGUAAUGCUAAUCCUUGGAGGAAUGCUUGCCGAGGGUCCAAAUGAUUCUAAACUUGGAAUUAGGACUACGAUUGGCAUCAUUGUUGCAAGGCUUUUGGUACUUCCGUUGGCUGGAAUUGGGGUUGUUUGGUUUGCGGAUAGAAUGAAUAUUUUGAUCCCGGGAGACCAUAUGUACAGGUUUGUGCUUUUGUUGCAGUACACUACACCAAGCGCCAUCUUGAUUGGAGCAAUUGCUAGCUUGAGAGGUUAUGCUGUGAGCGAAGCUUCAGCGCUCCUCUUUUGGCAGCACGUAUUCGCACUGUUCUCUCUUUCAAUGUAUAUGAUUAUCUACUUCAACUUGCUGCUUUCUUAUGUCUGAGUGUACUAAACUGGGUAUCCAAGUCAUCGCAGUCACAGCAGCAACUUUGCACCAUGCCCAUAAUAGCUGUGGCCUAGCUUUAAGGCCAACAUCACUAAACUUGUCAUGACUCCUACACCACCGCCGCCGCCGCCAACAGUGAUGGUGGACUUGCUUUUCACUUUAGCAUCAUACACAGGGUGAAGACAUUAUUUCAAUACCAAAACGUGUGUGUGUGAUAAAAUUUGCUAUAAAAAAUGAAAGUAUUUGUUUCUUUGUUACAGUAAUUUUGUAAAGAGUAAUUAGACGGUUGCCUUUUUUUUUGUUGUUUCUUGACAGUACUUUCACGAAGAGUAUUUAGAUGGUGCAUUUGUGGGUAAUUUAAUUCAUAUGCUUUUAAGGAUCACAAAAUAUUUGCUUGUUUGCUUAUUGUUCUGUAUCACUCUUGAUGUAUUUUUUUCUUUUCUUUCCUGAUGCUUUCCUCUGGUGCAAUCUGAUGGAAAUAUUCCUUGCUAAAAUAACUCUGUAACUGAUCCUUCUUUCUUUUAUUUUUCUCCCCGUUUUUGCUUUGCCAGCUUUGAUUUGUAUCUGCAUUUCACUUCAUUUUGGAGUUCGGUCCUGCAGUUUUUUUGUUUAGUUUCAAAUCUCUUUUGUGAAAAAAAAAAAAAUCAAAAAAAUUAAAAACUAGUCUGGCGAAAUAAAAUGAAAAUUUCAAAAAAAAAAAAAAAAUCAUUUUCAUGUCAUUUUCAAAUUAGUUUGGUGUUUCUUUUGCCAAGCUAGUUUUAGAUCUAAAAAAAAAAAAAAAAA
Camellia sinensis is the source of this 2695-nucleotide messenger RNA. RefSeq names its product protein PIN-LIKES 2. Gene Ontology annotation, cellular component: membrane. The record is from RefSeq and is a predicted model, not a curated record. Gene Ontology annotation, biological process: endoplasmic reticulum to cytosol auxin transport. Lineage: Eukaryota; Viridiplantae; Streptophyta; Magnoliopsida; Ericales; Theaceae.